AUGCAGUUCUUGAUUGCCUUGUUCGCCUUCCUGCCGCUGGCAGUUCUCGGCUUUCCCCUCCAUCCGUCCAGCAGCAACGAGACUCUUUGGGCCAGCGCCAGCGCUUCCGACACCGGCUUGAUGCGUCCAUCGUAUCUCACGGUCACCAUGAAUGGACUGCCGACAACCCUCUCUACUCUGACCACUUCCAGCUCCCUGAACUUGGGCCACACCCAGCCGUCCAGAGACCAUGAAUCGCCAGCCAUUACCAUCGUCAUCGACCAGAUCCGAGAUGCCGCUCCUGUCAAAACUGUCACCGAGUCUGGCCAAUCUGAUCUAUUCACUUUUGUGUCUUUCUCUUCCACUUCUUCUGUCGACGCUCCUUCCACGACCGAGGCCACUCUUUCCAGCUUCACCACGCCCACAGCAUCUGCUACCUUCCCCAAGGCAAACGGCUUACAGUGCAGCGACCGCAAUUGCUUCAUGUACUGUGAAUGCUCCAAUGAGGGCAUUGUCUCGUGUGCCGCUCCCCCGCUGGAGAAUAGACAGUGCGAAACAAACUGCGAGUGUGUGCCAGCACCCGUGCCGAGCGUGACUGGCGAUGUACAGCCGCAUGAGCGCGUGGUCUGGUCGACUACUACCUCGUGCAACACAAACCUGCAGAUUUGCGUGGCCAAGGCAACAGCAUCAAUCACAGACUCGAUGACACUCCCAUUCACCACUCCCGGCUCAUGCAAUGGCGACCUGGAGGUUUGCAUGGCCAAGAAGACAAACUCAGUUACAGGGUCCAUGACACUUCCAUUCACCACUCCGGCUUCAACCUCCGAUACCGACUCAAUGAUGCUUUCAUUCACCACUCCCAGCAUAAGCGGAGCCACAGACACCGUGACUCUCCCUACUACCACGCCUAGAGGAAAUGCCGCUCCAACGAUGCUGCUUGCAGAGUCCUCCACUACGCGUGAUCUACCUUGGGAGUCGACUAUUCCCCAGAGCCCUCCUCAUCUCAAUGAGACUUCUGGAGAGGUUCCUUCUGAAUUUGUCGCACUUUAA
This is a messenger RNA of Pestalotiopsis fici W106-1, 1029 nucleotides long. RefSeq lists its product as uncharacterized. The transcript is spliced from 2 exons. The record is from RefSeq and is a predicted model, not a curated record. The coding region runs from base 1 to 1029 and encodes 342 amino acids. Lineage: Eukaryota; Fungi; Ascomycota; Sordariomycetes; Amphisphaeriales; Sporocadaceae.